Spirodela intermedia is the source of this 6317-nucleotide messenger RNA. The record is from the annotation of a GenBank genome assembly. NCBI's taxonomy places the organism in Eukaryota, Viridiplantae, Streptophyta, Magnoliopsida, Alismatales, Araceae.
AUGUUGGUAGCCGGGGCUCCAGUGGCACUUCCCGUCCCUUCCGGGCUCCUCUCCAUCCCUAGCCGCUAUCCCCACCAGAAUACUCAUGCUCACGCCGUCGUCUCAGCUUCUUCCUCCUCCCCCGCCAUGCCAUCUUCUUCCUCUUCCUCUUCUUCGCAUUAUCCCUCUGCAGCCUCCGCGGAAAUCCCGGCACCGAAACCCUUCGUCUACAACCGCGCCUCGCCCUCUGUCCGGUGGCCGGACCUCGACAUGUCCGAAUACUACUCGGAGCCUCCUCCGCCGCCGAAAUUCCCUUCACCCCUGCCCCCGGAGCCCGAGCUAGGCUUGGGAUUUCCAGAUGAUGAACCGUCAUGGGAAGGUACUGAGGCUGCCUCGGGAAUCGGGGAAGGAAAAGAGGGGGAAAGCGGGCCGCUGGAGUUAUCGGAGGAGAAGCAGAGCCGGACGCGGGCAAAGAAGAUGACGAAGCUAGCGCUGAAACGGGCCAAGGACUGGAGGCAGCGUGUGCAGUUCCUGGUCGACCGGAUUCUCACCCUCGGAUCCGGCGAGUUCGUUGCAGAUGUGCUCGAUUCGAACUUCGUCCAGAUGACACCCACGGACCUCUGCUUCGUCGUCAAAUCGGUUGGCCGCGCCAGCUGGCGACGCGCACUCGAGGUGUUCGAGUAUUUGUCCCUGAGACAAUGGCACUCCGCCCCCGCACACAACCCCAGAAUGCUUGCGACGAUCGUCUCCGUCCUCGGCAGACACAACCAGGAUGCACUUGCUGAGGAGAUCUUCUCCCGAGCGACCAUCCCGCCGGAGACCUCCACCUCGUCCGCUGGAGCGGCGACUGUGACUGCCGUACAGGUGUAUAACGCGAUGAUGGGUGUGCACGCCAGAGCAGGGCGCUUCGACAAGGUGAAAGAGCUGCUGGAGGUGAUGCGGGAGCGGGAGUGUGAACCCGAUCUCGUCAGCUUCAACACUCUGAUCAAUGCAAGGGUCAAAUCGGGGCGGGUUCCGCCAGGUUCGGCCCUCGAUCUGCUCCAUGAUAUCCGUCGGGCGGGGCUCCAACCAGACACCGUCACCUACAACACGCUGCUCACUGCAUGCUCCAACAGUGGGACUUCCUGCUUGGAGGAUGCUGUAAAGGUUUACUCCGACAUGAAGGCGUCGGGUUGCCAACCGGACCUCUGGACGUGCAACGUUAUGGUGUCCAUCUACGGUCGGUGCGGGAUGCCACGGGAGGCCUCACGACUUGUUCAGGAGUUGGAAGAUAAGGGCUUUGCCCCAGAUGCGGUUACAUACAAUUCUCUGCUCCAUGCUUAUGCGAGGGAGGGAGAUGCUGAAAAGGUUGAGAAGGUCUGCGAGGACAUGGUCAAGGCGGGAUUCAGGAAGGACGAGAUCACCUAUAACACCGUAAUUCACAUGUACGGAAAGCGGGGAAACCCAGAUUUGGCAUUCCAGUUCUACAGGGACAUGCAGCUCGCUGGCUGCAGACCCGAUGCCAUCACUCUUACGGUGCUGAUUGAUUCAUUGGGCAAGUCUGGUCGGAUAACUGAGGCAGGUGAUGUGAUGUCAGAGAUGUUGGACGGUGGGGUGAGGCCUUCCUUGAGGACAUUCAGUGCCUUGAUCAAUGGGUACGCCAAGGCAGGGAUGUAUGUUGAAGCAGAGCAGAUGUUUGACCACAUGUUGAGAUCAGGGAUCAGACCUGACAAUCUAGCUUAUUCGGUUAUGCUAGAUACAUUGCUGAAAGCGGGUGAUUUGAGGAAAACGAUGACCCUCUAUCAGGAUAUGAUAGACAAUGGAUUCAACCCUGACAGGAACCUCUAUCGUGACUUGAUUUUGGCCCUUAAGAAGGAAGGCAAAGAUGACAAGGUUGAAGGGCUUGUAAGUGACAUGGAACAGGUUAUGAAUCCAGGGCUAAUUUCAUUGACUCUUAUCAAGACAGAAUACUUUGACCUUGGUUCUGAGAUGCUGAAACGGGCGAUCACCCAAGGAUAUCAGAUUGAUGAGGACGACUUGGCAUCCAUUUUAAAUGCAUACAGCUCAACCGGAAUGGACGAGAAAGUCAGCACUCUUCUUCAUUGUUUAAAGGAACAUGGUUCCAACUCCCAAAGAUUGCUGAGUGAAUUUUCAAUUAUCAUGCUGUGCAAAAAGCAGCAAUUGGAAAAUGCUCUGGAGGAGUAUAAUAAAUUGAAAUCCGUCGGUUUUCUGUAUGUCAAUGUUAAAUCUCAAGUGUAUGAGUCCCUGAUUGUGUGCUGUGAAAAGAAAGGAGCCCUUUCUGAAUCGUGUCAGUUGUUUUCGGAUAUGACCUUUUCUGGCAUUGAGCCUUCACAGAGCGUCUAUCAAAGCAUGAUCUCAACAUACUGUAAGAUGGGCUUUCCUGAGACAGCUCAGCAUUUGUUACAUCGGGCUGAAAGUGCCGGUCUACUAUUUGGUAAUCUUUCACCCUACCUUACGCUGAUUGAAGCAUACGGGAAAUUGAAGCUAUGUGAGAGAGCAGAAAGCUUGGUUGGGAACCUUAGAAAUAAAUUCCAGUCCAAGGUUGAUAGGAAAGUUUGGAAUGCACUAAUUUAUGCUUAUGCUGAGAGUGGCUAUUAUGAGAAAGCCAGAGCUAUUUUCAACAUCAUGAUCAGAGAUGGUCCUUCGCCAUCAGUGGAUUCUGUUAAUGGUCUCUUGCAAGCAUUGAUUGUUGAUGGGAGGCUGGAGGAGCUAUACGUUGUCAUCCAAGAGCUCCAAGAUAUGGACUUCAAGAUAAGUAAAAGCACCAUUCUUUUAAUGCUUGACGCAUUUGCAAGAGGAGGAAAUAUAUUUGAGGUGAAGAAGAUAUACCACGGAAUGAAGGCAGCUGGGUACUUGCCCACCAUGCAUCUGUACAGAACCAUGAUUAGUCUGCUGGUCCGUGGAAAACGGGUUAGAGAUGUUGAACUGAUGGUUGCAGAGAUGGAGGAAGCUGGAUUCAAACCCGACCUUUCCAUCUAUAACUUAAUGUUGAAAAUGUAUUUGAAGGUCGAGGACUUUAGAAGGACUGCAGAAGUUUACCAAGGGAUCUUGAAUAAAGGUUUUCAGGCAGAUGAGGAUACUUACAAUUCCCUCAUUUUGAUGUACUGUAAAGACAAUAGACCCAAAGACGGCCUAUAUUUGUUGAAUGAAAUGACAAGACAUGGCUUGGAACCCAAGGUGAAUGCAUAUAAAAGCUUAUUGGCCGCCUUCGGUCGGGUAGAACAGUGGGAGCAGGCAGAAAAGCUUUUCAAAACCAUCCAGUCAAAGGGCUAUGUAUUGGAUCGUUCCAUAUACCACAUAAUGAUGAAGAUUCAUAGAGACUCUGGGAACCAUUCAGAAGCAGAGCAUGUUCUGUUUCUGAUGAAAGAAGCCGGCGUAGAACCAACAAUUGCUACAAUGCAUCUGCUCAUGGUUUCAUAUGGCAGUGCCGGACAACCACAGGAAGCAGAAACUGUGCUUAACAGCUUGAAAGAUUCUGGUUUGGUUCUUAGCACAUUGCCAUAUAUGUCUGUCAUCGAUGCUUACCUGAAGAAUAGGGAGUAUGACUUGGGGAUUAAGAAAAUGUUGGAGAUGAAGGGUAAUGGGUUUGAACCCGACCAUAGGAUAUGGACAUGUUUUAUCCGUGCAGCAAGUUUGUGCUGCGAAACGAACCAAGGAAUAAUGCUUUUACGUGCACUUCAUGAUGUUGGGUUUGAUCUUCCUAUUAGGUAGUUGAAUGCUUUCUGGGAUGAUUCAUUUUGGGAAAUAACAUGCUUUUGUUACUCAGGACUAAUAUUCAACCUUUCCUCUCACACACAUCUCGCAGGAUUUUGACAGAAAAGGCUGAGACACUAGUCCUAAAACUUGACAGCUUUCUUGACCAGCUAGGAUCUCAAGAGGAUGCUUCUUUCAACUUUAUCAAUGCUUUGGAGGACCUCUUAUGGGCAUUUGAGCGUCGUGCCACUGCAUCAUGGCUUUUCGAGUUGGCAAUCAAGAAGGGAAUUUACCGACACAAUGUGUUCAGGUAAUCACAGAUACUCAUCGUGAACUUAGCACACUGACUGUACUGAUUAUUUACAUUUACCUGGUUUAGUGUUUUGAGCUGGGUAAGUUGGAGCAGCUCUGAUCCUGGGAUAAAUCAAUGCUGAUUUCAUGGAAAUCAACAAUGAUCGAUCGAUGUGAGAAAUUUGUAAUACUAAACCGGGAGGAAGGGCUUUUGAGAAAAAUCCUAAAGCAGCUGAUAAGAAAGAGAUAAUCCAGAAAUGGUGGAAACCAAUGGGUGAUUAUUCAAUAUUGAUGUCAUUUUGGAGUAUCUUUGUUUACCAUAAUGCCCAGUUGGCAUUGGAUAAAAUUUAAAGUUUAAGAUUGUGUGAAUACUUAAUUAAAUAUUCAGAUGAUUUUUAUUUUUACAACUAUAAACACUCAACUACGCUUUUUAAUUUCAGGAUAAAUGAUUUUCUGUUGAUGCCCAUUCCAAUCCACAUGAUAAACCUAUUUUCAUCAUCUCAAUCUAACUAAAAUGCAUAUUUUCUAUUCCCCAUAAAUUCUGUUAUUGUGUAUAGCUGUAAAAGCCACAGUGGAACUGGAAUUACGUGAUGUUAAUGUUGUUGGUCCUGGCUCCCUAUACCCUUACCUUUGAAUCCUAAUCUUUGACAGCUACUAAAGAAUGACUUACUUAUUGGUGUGAUUUAUAUAUUUAUUUAUGAUUUAAUUUUGGAGUGUUAAUUUUUAUUUUUUAAAAAAUUUAAAUAUAAUGAUUUGGUGCAUCUGUGAGGUUGAAAUUUACUUGGCGACAUUAAUCCAGGGUUUCAGAGAAAGACUGGGGCGCAGAUUUCAGGAAGCUCUCUGCUGGCGCUGCCCUUGUUGGCCUUACGCUGUGGCUUGAUCAUAUGCAAGUGAGUUUCUUCCCAGAACUAUGUUCAUCUUCCUGGCUAAUCUUCAGAUUGAAGGUUUACCAAAGCAGGCUCCCUUGAUUGUUGAUAACCCAUUCAUGUGUCAAUAUGAGAUAUUAUUUCAAUUUCCAAGACAGUUAGAUUUGGUGAACGCAGUGAACAAAAACUGUAGGACGGUGGGGCAUAUCUUUCCAAAAAUUAGUGCAAUGUGUAGGGAAACACUCCAUUGGAAAAAGCAUAACUUUUGCUCUAAGCUUUGGGAAGGAAUGUUAUAUUUCAAUCUUGUUGGACGAGAAGAUUGCUUUAAGGGCCUCCUCGUGAAGAAAAGGAAUUUGAAAAAGUUUUAUGCUUGCACGAUGGCAUGAUGCCAUGAAGGAGAGUCAUGGUUUUGACUUUGUGAGGAUAACUGUCAGAAAUAAUACAUAGAAAUCAAGAUGCUAUAAGAGAAGCUUGUUUGGUUUAGGAUCCUCCGUAACCGUUCAUUUAUCAAAACCUGUCUACUUUUUUUCAUUAGCUUUCUUUAGUCUUCUAAAACUGUUAGACGGUUACUAUAUCCAGUCAAUAUCAUGUUUGCUCGGCCAUUACAGCAAUUACCAAUAGGCAAUUUCUGGCAAGAAGACGUGAUAAUCGGAGGACUACACAGUGACCUGAAGCAAAUUAGCCCCUUUUAACAUUGCUAGUUCCACGAGCAGAAACAGGUAGAAGCUUAUAUGCCCUUGCCAUACUAUGGGCUCCCGAUUGGCAAGUGAUAAUGUAUGCACUAAAGAGGUAAAUGACGAGGCAAUCAUAUCCCGAGGAGAGUUACAACGGAAACUCAUCAUGCAUAAAAAGUUGCCACCAGAGCUUCUUAAUGUUAGUUAACAUGUUCUCCGUUACUUUCCAGUGUUAAUAUUCUAAUCGAGGGAGCUCUUUGUGUCUUGGCACCAGGAUGCUUCACUGCAGGGAACACCUGAGUCACCAAAGUCUGUUGUCCUGAUUACGGGAACUGCCCGCUAUAACAUGGUUUCUCUCUGUGACACAUUGAAGGCGUAUCUCUGGGAGAUGGGAUCACCCUUUCUGCCCUGCAAAACUCGCACUGGUUUGCUUGUGGCCAAGGCUCAUUCUCUUAGGAUGUGGCUGAAAGAUUCUUCCUUCUGCACGGACCUCGAACUGAAGGAUGCUCCUUCUUUACCCAAGUCAAAUACAAUCCAGUUAGUUGACGGAUGCUUUAUGCGGGCUGGUCUGGUUCCAGCGUUUAAAGAAAUAUUCGAGCGGAUGGACCAAGUGGGACCAAAGAAGUUUGCGAGGCUGGCACUAAUGUCGGAUGAGAAAAGAGAAAAAACUAUCACUGCUGAUAUCACGGGGAGAAUGGAGAAGUUGGAGAAGAUGAAGAAGGGGGUUGUCAGAGCAAGGAGGCCAACAAGACUCCAGAAUGGAAGAUUUAUGAGAAGGCGGCAUCGCUCGGAUGCACAAUCAACAUCUGAUUAA